Molecule: messenger RNA, 816 nt
Organism: Suricata suricatta (meerkat)
Lineage: Eukaryota; Metazoa; Chordata; Mammalia; Carnivora; Herpestidae
Gene: TRIP13
Product: thyroid hormone receptor interactor 13
Exons: 7
Biological process (GO): reciprocal meiotic recombination; meiotic recombination checkpoint signaling
Cellular component (GO): chromosome; nucleus
Molecular function (GO): ATP binding; ATP hydrolysis activity
Source: RefSeq, a predicted model, not a curated record
GAAGUGGAAGCAGUCACCGCUGCAGGGGCCGCAGGAACGGUGUGUACACCGAUCGCUGUAACUCUCUUUUAUCAUCUCAGGUACCGGUAUGGCCAAUUAAUUGAAAUAAACAGCCACAGCCUCUUUUCUAAGUGGUUUUCAGAAAGCGGCAAGCUGGUGACAAAGAUGUUCCAGAAGAUUCAGGAUAUGAUUGAUGACAAAGAUGCGCUGGUGUUUGUGCUGAUUGAUGAGGUGGAGAGCCUCACGGCCUCCCGCAGUGCGUGCCGGGCAGGCACCGAGCCUUCCGACGCCAUCCGCGUGGUCAACGCCGUCUUGACCCAGAUCGACCAGAUUAAGAGGCACUGCAACGUGGUGAUCCUGACCACUUCCAACAUCACGGAGAGGAUCGACGUGGCCUUCGUGGACAGGGCUGACAUCAGGCAGUACGUCGGACCGCCCUCUGCGGCGGCCAUCUUCAAAAUCUACCUCUCCUGUUUGGAAGAACUGAUGAAGUGUCAGAUCAUAUACCCUCGCCAGCAGCUGCUGACCCUCCGGGAGCUGGAGAUGAUCGGCUUCAUUGAGAACAACGUGUCGAAGUUGAGCCUCCUUUUGAGCGAAAUUUCAAGGAAGAGCGAGGGUCUCAGUGGGCGCGUCCUGAGAAAACUGCCCUUUCUGGCUCAUGCGCUGUACGUCCAGGGCUUGCGGCCUGGCGCCUGGACGCGCAGGGCCUCAGCGGCGCCCCCCGGGGCUGGAGCGCAGUCGUGCAUUAAGCGCAUGCAGCGCUGCCCAGAACUGGGCCUGCCCCCAGAUGGUCGUGCUUUGUUUGCGCUGAUCUGA